Molecule: messenger RNA, 803 nt
Organism: Monomorium pharaonis (pharaoh ant)
Lineage: Eukaryota; Metazoa; Arthropoda; Insecta; Hymenoptera; Formicidae
Gene: Bin1
Product: histone deacetylase complex subunit SAP18
Exons: 4
Coding region: 197-664 (155 amino acids)
Biological process (GO): negative regulation of DNA-templated transcription
Cellular component (GO): nucleus
Molecular function (GO): transcription factor binding; transcription corepressor activity
Source: RefSeq, a predicted model, not a curated record
CUCAAGUCGUAGCUAAAGAGCGAUUUUUGAAAUGGCAUUUGCUCUCUUGAAACAUAACCUCUACAUUUGCCCGCUUCACCAUUUUUGCUGAACUAAACGAUCAAUCGCAAUCACGAUUUUGACAUCUCUUGUUGUUUUGUCAUCGUAGAAGAGCGAUUUUUCUGUGGCUUAUCAGUUUUGUUACUGACUAUCCAAAAUGGCAUCGGCUUUGGAAUCCAUGGUGGUCGAUGAGAAACAGCUUCCUGAGAAGCCGGUAGAUAGAGAAAAGACAUGUCCGCUUCUACUACGAGUAUUCUGCAAUACCGGACGUCAUCAUAAUAUAAUGGAAUACAGCAGAGGGAACGUCCCUUCGAAUGAGUUGCAGAUAUACACAUGGAUGGAUGCAACUUUGCGAGAAAUUACAGGCUUAGUUAAGGAAGUGAACCCGGAUGCUCGUAGCAAGGGAACGUACUUUGAUUUUUCAUUAGUGACUCCUGAGCUACGCAAUUCUGGUUAUCGCAUGCGUGAGAUUGGUGUUACUUGUUCUGGGCAAAAAGGCGCCGAUGAUAAUAAAACACUUGCACAAGCUAGGUUUACAAUAGGAGAUUAUCUGGACAUAUCAAUAACCCCACCAAACAGGAUGAUGCAACCAGCUGUUAGACGUGGUGGUUUACGUCAAUAUUAAUAUAUCAACUUAAAUAAUGAUAAGAAUGUCUCUUAUAAAUAAUACAUAAAUAUAUAUGUCACUGUAGAAUUCCAUACAAGACUUCCCAAACUUUUGUAUCUUUGAAUGAUUCAAAUAAAAAUGUUCACUUGAAAUUCUA